Vombatus ursinus (common wombat) is the source of this 2121-nucleotide messenger RNA. It is a transcript of the gene EEF2KMT, whose product is annotated as eukaryotic elongation factor 2 lysine methyltransferase. The record is from RefSeq and is a predicted model, not a curated record. The transcript has 6 exons. Lineage: Eukaryota; Metazoa; Chordata; Mammalia; Diprotodontia; Vombatidae. The coding region runs from base 1 to 696 and encodes 231 amino acids.
AUGGUUAUGACCGUCCUGCAUCCACUGUAUGUGAAACAUCCACCAUCAGUGAAAUACACUCGGUGCUUCCUCUCUGAGCUAAUUAAAAAGCAUGAGGCUGCUCACACAGAGCCUUUGGAUGAGCUCUACGAAGCAUUAGCUGAAAUUCUUUCUGCUGAGGAAUCCACCCAAUGCCAUCGGAGUUAUUUGCUGCCCUCUGGAAAUUCAGUCUCCCUCUCUGAAAGUACAGCAAUCAUUUCUCAGGGGACCACAGGCCUGGUCACAUGGGAAGCUGCUCUCUACCUUGCAGAAUGGGCCAUAGAAAACCCAGCGACCUUCACUAACAGAACAGUCUUGGAACUUGGAAGUGGAGCUGGUUUUACAGGUCUGGCUAUUUGCAAGAUGUGCUCUCCCAAAGCAUAUCUCUUCAGUGACUGUCACAGUCAGGUUCUUCAGCAGCUCAAAGGAAAUAUCCUCCUAAAUGGCUUCUUGCUAGAGCCAGAUUCCACAGCACCCCUGCAACCUUCAGUCAGUACAUUGGUCUCACCAAAACCCACUGUGAUGGCUGUUCAGUUGGACUGGGAUCUAGUUACUACAGAACAACUCUCUGUCUUCCAACCAGAUGUCGUCAUUGCAGCAGAUGUGCUAUAUGAUCCAGAGAUCAUCCUCUCCCUCACUGGAGUGCUGCAAAAGCUCUCUGCUUGCCAGGCAGAUUAGGGAUCUCCAGACAUGUACAUUGCCUUCACCAUACGGAACCCAGACACUUACCAGCUGUUCAAAACGGAGCUCAGUAAGUACACUGAGAGGGAGGUGAGAAUACCUUUAGUCUAGUUGCUUUCCUCAAGGAGACAGAUCUAGGCCUGUACUAAAUAUGUACAAAGUGGACCUGGAGAAGGUAAAGCAAGGAGGCCAGAAGAGUGGAGAGAAAAGAAAUGGUAUGGCUCCAGUGACCCACUAAUAGAAAUUACUAUGGAUGGCAAUUGCUUCUGGCAACAGGAAUUAACUCUCAGACUGGCUGUAGCUAGUGGUAAAGGAAGGAAAGAUUCAGAGUCUGCUGCCAAGAAUCAAACAGGAAAAUCUUGUAGGCCUUUGAGUUCUCUCAGUUUUUUAUUACUUACUCAACUAAAAUGAUUCCUAUUCUCCAAUAUUGAGUUAAGCAUGUUACUUUUUAAAAAUCUCUAAACCCUUUCCCUUAAUUUCUUCCCUCUCUUAAGUCUUAAAGCUAAAUAUAAAUUUAUCAUUCACCAGAACAUUCUCCAGACCUCUCUCUACCCUUCUAGUGUAUCUGAUGGUACAACAGCCAAAAAAGGAUUACUGUCAAGGAACAGAUCUUUUAUAAAUUCUUCUGUUUCCAUCCUAUAGCUAACAGUAGGAAGCAAUUAGCACUUGGUGCUAAUUUUACAGUUAGAAGUUGAUUUGAUUUUUUUUAAUCCUAAUCUUACAAGUAAUUAAAUGCUUCUACAAUCAUUGAAGCCAUUAGUAAAUGAAAAUAUGUUUGCAUUUCACAAGUAUCAUACUAGGAAUCAAGUUCAACAAACACUUCUAUGUGCUAACAUCCUCUUCUUAAGGUAGAAGGCCUUAAAGAAGUAAUUAACCUUGAAAAUAGCAUAAUGAAUGAAUUUGGUAAUGAUUCUUCUCUACUGUGGAUUUUAGUUAAAACCUAAUACUGUCAAGAAAUUAGUAGAUUGUCCCUUAAUUUACAUUUCUACUCUCAAUCUAAUUUAGAAAAAAAUUCUCAUCAAAGUAUUAACACAAAUUAUUAUGGAAAUUAUAUAUCUUCAUGUCAUUUUGAUUAUUGGGAACAAAAAUAAUAAUAAAAAUAUCUGCAUCGGUCAGAAUCUGAUGUCACAGCUUAAGGAAAACAGUAAUUUUUGAACAGAAGUGUUAAUAUGUAAUAUGGAUGACAAGUACAAAGCUCUAUACUGACAGCCCUUCACUAAUGCCUCCCUCUAAAUCUAUACCCCUAAAGCACCACUGUACUAAGAUAUUUUCUAUUUGUUUCUUGGUAGAAUUGGUAUUGGAUGACAGAAACCUCCUAGCCACAAUCAGAAAUUUUUCCAUAUAAAAAACAUUCAGAGAUGGUAAAUCUUUUUUCAAAAUUUUUUAUUAACUUAUUUUGAUUUAUCAACAAUCACUUCCACA